UUUAUUGGUGGGGUCAACGUACCGUAUACGAUCGAUCGUGAUUGGUCGUUUGCGGUGACGUUAACCAAUCAGCUUGCACGUUACCUCCUUACACGAAAGUUAGCUGCACGAGUGAGCCAGUCGCUGCUACAAGCUUCGAAGGUGCGGUCUUUAUGUUUGUGUCGUCGCGACUCGUGCUGUGUUUUGCGAGUUUUUCUCUUUCUCUUUUACCUAUUUGUUUUUUUUUCUUUUUUUCGUUCACCGUUUAUACGACACAUUGCGUCAACGAUAAAGCAUUAUCAACGAAAAAAAAACUUUUACGUGUUGACGACAUUUCAUCUUUGUGCAUCUCGUGUCGUGACAGAGACAAUAAUUAUCUUUGCUGAAAAAGUCGGGACAUAAUCCAGGACGACUGAUCCUGAAUAUUUGAUUACGGGAAAAGCACUACGAAAUCAUCAAAUCGGCUGCGAAGAAAUUUUCCCCGCUCUAUCUAGUUCAAGAAGAAGAAGAAGAAAAAGAAUCAUUUUAAUUUACCAAAGUGUUAUAUACAAAGAAGAUGUGAAGGAAUGAAGAAAUGUAAACAGUUUGUGUAAUUAAUAAAAAAGAAACAAAAUAAGAAAAAUUAUUAAACCAUAUCUAAACUAUUGAUUUAUAUAAAAUUAAAAGAAAGAAUCAAUAGUCUUGGGGUAGUUUAACGUUGAAGUCCAACAUCUUAGGAAACAUCUUAGCUCUAGCUAAGUAUUUAUAAAAGUGAUCCAAAAGAAAAAACAAAAAAACAAAAAAGGGAACAAAAACAUCGACGCAAUGAGGCGACUACAUAUAGGAGGUUACAGGAUCACGUGGAUUAAGGCUCGGCGUAGUUCUUCGUGGCCUUGGAGAAGGAGAUUCUCAGGACAGUCGGCCUGAGAUAUGCCAGGAUCGGCAACGGCUUCUCCAAUAGCAACGGAAACGGCUACGGCACGACAUCAUCAUCAUCAUCGGCCGGGUAGCCGGCAAUUGUCGAUACCAAUCGAGACGAUAGAACACCGGGUUUUUGCAACCCGACGUGAUCUUUUCGUAUCUGCCACGGUCGAUCCUCGUGCAAGUAGGGCCGUUCAUUGUCCCGACUUGAACGCCUGUUUGAUCAAUGAAUCGCGUAUAGGCCUCGACGAGGUUGAUUGUCGUGCCGUGCACUUUGGUUACGCAAUUCCUGUUAACAUAAUACCGAUAAAGGAAAAUCCUGAGUUGGCCGAGCUUGUCCUAGAUCAUUCAUCUGAGUUAAGUACAAGAACAACGAGUUUCUUAUUGAAUCAUCAUCCCCAACUUCGCGAACAACAACAUUAUCAAUUACAAGAGAAAGAACAGGAAUCACGUGUCAGGGAAGAACAUUACCACCUAGGUCAUCGGGUCGAAGAGGAAUUCUUCAGAAUGGCCGCAACGGCGAAACAUGAUCUUCGUAGAAAAUUUCCUACAGAUACUUCGUCGUCUUCCUCCGGUGACGAAGACAUCGCAGCAAUAGCGAAACAAAUCAGCGACCAUGCCGAAGCGAUUUAUCAAACUUGGAAAAGUCGUGGCUUGGAACCUACGGAAAUUUUAAACUGCCACAGUAAUGCCACAGCCGCCGACAAAUUCGGCAGUGCUCUGACACCCACCAGUUCGCCUGCUAAUGCUAGCGGUAAAACUAUCGAAUCGUUAAAUUCUACUACUACCCCUACCUCCGCGGUAGAUAUUCUCGUACAGACACCGAACUUGGACAAUGGUAAUCUAGAAAAGCUAGUUAACAAUUUCGUAGUCGAGGAUAAAGCGAGAAUAGCCGCUUCUAACCAAAGAUCGCCUUCGAAGACGUUGCCUUCUUCAAUUCAAUUUGCCUUACAAAAAUUUGAAAGAAAUUCGACCCAACAAAAUCAACAAACGUCACCGCUUAAAGGCAAUGGUUCUAUCAUUGGAUCAGGCAACGUUAUGAAUCAGACUAAACAGAGUAAUUCAUCCCUUCAUUCGCCAACUUCUUCUUUCCCUAAUAAACCAUCGCAAAUAAUGAAACCUCAAGUUUCGACGAAAGUACCUAGCGCCCAUCAUCAAGAGGUAUUUCUUGAAACUAUUGAAACUACUUUUCCAGCUGACUUGACAUCUCCUAAGAUCGUACAACAAAAGAGACCGGCCAGUACGGUCAUUUCAUCUUUGAUGAACUCCAGUUUAAACACUGACAGUGCUAGCUCGAACCCAGGCUUGACCACGUGGCCGUUGAAAAAUAAAUUGGCUGAUGGUAAACGAUCGAACGACAACAGUCCUACAUCGGUUAAGAUUAUCCCGACUAAUAAUCCUCAGGAUACUAAGAUUACAUCUGUUGUGAAAGAUCCUAAUAAAAGUACGGUUCGUGGUCGUCCGAAUCGUUUUGUUUGCGAUGAUGCUUUCCUCGACGAGGUAGCACGAGAAGAGGAAAGAUUGAUAAAUGCAUUGAAAACGGGUUCGGUGAUCACGGAAGAACCAUCCGAAAGAACAAGCUCGUCCAUAUUUCAACUUGCCGCCCGGCAAAAGCCAGCGAUCAAGAAGGAAAAGCCAAAAGUUGAGCCGAUUAAGCCAAUUAUUAUCGGACAUAAUCAUGAAGGAGUGACUUUAGUACCAACCUCAGCCACAUUAGUUAAUAAUGUGACGACUUCGUCGACCGGUAUAAGAGACAACACGGAAGGAACAACGAAAUCUCUGAGUAAAAAUGAACUUUCAAACAUGUCCGCGGUCGAUUAUGCCAAAGUAAGGUACAGAGCGGCUCAACAAAAUUCACCGGCUCAACAAAGACUCGAAGAACAGAAAUCUGUAGCUACGUACAACACGACGGAACAAUUAGUAUCAAAUGCCAGGUCGAAAUUCGAACCGGAAUUACGAAAGGAUAAAGAUUCAAACAGUAAGGACGACAGAGAUCCUAUAACUUCGAGAUGGGGUCCUAGAAUAAAUUCACCAAAGCCACGGCUUGAACAAGUGCCACAUCCUGAAUUGACUACGCAACAGAAACAACAUAUAAGAGCUGCUGCAGCUACCGGAACUGGAAACAAUCCGGUCAGGCCGUUUCUCACCAGAGGCUCGGUUGCUGAACGUGUCUUGAUCUUCGAAAAAUGUCCUAGCGAAUUAUUAUUGGACAAACGAGGUCCUCGUCCAACUGGUAUCGCCACGUGGAGAACCGGACACGAGGUGCAGAGCAAGGUUCAGAGUUACGUAAAGGAAAAGACACAGCAAAAAAAUUUACCACCACAUACUACGCUACAGAGGCACGUGAAGGCGAACAGAAAUGUUCACAUACCUCGAUUCUACUUCCCUGGCGGCAAACCCACACCUCUUUCUCAACUGGAGGCUACCAUUUCGAGAAUUACUACGGCAUUUCAAAGUUUGCCAGGUCAUCGUAUCUCUCGUGCACAAUUUCACUUGAUCACGAAGGCCUGCGAUUUACCUUUAUAUUGGAAGAUACCACUUUUCCUUGCUGCUAACAAAGAUCAGACCGAAUACGUAGAGAUGAACACUUUCCUUGAAUUUUGGAAAGAGAUAACGAGUACUCAUCAUGAUGCAGCUAGCAAAUUCAUUAGAAUCACUACACGAGGACUAAGAAAUAACAUUUUACCUGAAGAUUUGAUUCCUUUGGUUCAGGAUGUUGUUGAAACGCAUCCAGGAUUAACAUUUUUAAAAGAAGCAAAGGAAUUUCAUUCACGUUACGUUCACACGGUAAUCGCGAGGAUAUUUUAUUGUGUCAAUCGUAGUUGGAGCGGAAAGAUAUCGGUAGCUGAAUUACGAAGAAGUAAUCUUCUAGCGGUAAUAGCUGUUCUCGAACACGAAGAAGACAUCAAUCAGGUGACUGCAUACUUCAGUUACGAACAUUUCUACGUAAUUUAUUGCAAAUUCUGGGAAUUAGAUCGCGAUCAUGAUCUUUUCAUCGAUAAAAUGGAUCUGGCAAGACACAACGAUAACGCAUUAUCUACGCGAAUGAUCGAACGGAUAUUUAGCGGAGCAGUUACGAGAGGUGGUGUCAAAAGUGGUGGUGUGAUACAACAACCGGAAGAUAAAAUGAGUUACACAGAAUUUGUAUGGUUUCUUCUCAGUGAAGAAGAUAAGAAUCAUCCAACUGCUAUCGAGUAUUGGUUUAGAUGUAUGGAUCUUGAUGGAGAUGGUUAUCUGUCUAUGUUUGAGUUAGAAUAUUUCUAUGAAGAACAGUUGCAUCGUAUGGAAGGUAUAGGACUCGAGACUCUACCCUUCGAAGAUUGCCUCUGUCAGAUGUUAGAUAUGAUUCAUCCAGCAACGCCGGGAAAAAUUUCUUUAAGUGAUUUAAAAAAAUGUAAAAUGACAUCAAUCUUUUUUGAUACCUUCUUUAAUUUAGAAAAAUAUCUCGAUCACGAGCAGAGAGAUCCAUUUGCUUCGGCACGAGAUGGUCAUGAGAUGUCCGAUUGGGAUCGAUUUGCGGCAGAAGAAUACGAAUUAUUAGUUGCCGAAGAGAGUGGUAAUGACCAAAAGGAUCAAACAUCUUACGAUUCAACUUCAGAAGAUACAUUUUCGCCAAAUCUCGAUAUUCUAGUUGGCGAACCAGUUGAUGUUAUAUCUCAGGGUGCAGAUCUUUUGUCAAAAACUCAUCAUGACAAUCUGGCAUCAUCCAUCGUUCGUGACCAGUCAAGAAAUCAACAUUAUGAUAGUGGUGACAGUGAUGAUUACGCCGAUAGCGAUAAUUAGAUUGAUUAUAUCUGAAUCUCUAUACACUCACAAAAUAUUGAGGAGGUUGUGUGCAUUUACUUUUUUUUAUUUUAUUUUAUUUUUUAAUUAAAGAAUUGAGAAACAGCAACUGGAACUUCUAGCUGUGUUUAUUUAUAUGUAUAAAUAAUAUAUAAUAUAUCUAUGCAUAUAUAUAUUAUUCUGUUAAAUAGUAAAUGAGAGGACACAACCUGAAACCUUGUUUGUAAGGUCCAGUAAAUACACCAGCAAAUGAAAUAUUAGCCAAAAAUAAAAACUGUAGUGUGGCAUCAUACCGUGUGUACGAUGUAAUAGAGAUGUGUCAUCUUAAACAUACAAACGAUCGCAGUAUUAAUGAUAACGAAAUGAUUCUCAGCAUGUCUGUGAAUUAUUUGACCGUGUCGUGUAGUGAGUGCAAGUUCAUAAGUUAAACAAAUUACCGAGUCAUGUAUCAAUUCGGUGAAUGUAACUAAAUAGGCGACGUUCAUUCCAAUAUGCAAUAAAAAAAAAA
Molecule: messenger RNA, 5170 nt
Organism: Polistes canadensis
Lineage: Eukaryota; Metazoa; Arthropoda; Insecta; Hymenoptera; Vespidae
Exons: 12
Coding region: 889-4662 (1257 amino acids)
Biological process (GO): protein dephosphorylation
Cellular component (GO): protein phosphatase type 2A complex
Molecular function (GO): calcium ion binding; protein phosphatase regulator activity
Source: RefSeq, a predicted model, not a curated record